UCUCUGCAUAAUCCUAGUCAGUUACACCUGGGAGAGGAAGCGAGUGACAGGCAAACUGGGUUCCCUUUUCAGUUACUCAUCUUAACCCCUGCAAGUUUAUGGGACUCAAGGGGAACGCCUACUCCGACCCCACCUUCUCUCAUCUUGUCGCCAGCAGCGAUCCAGGAAGCAGCGGGAGAGGCUCUCCCCUAGAGCAGGGGUUCCAGCGAUCAUGGAGGACCUCCUCUUUGCUGCAGCCAAGGUCAUGUCCGUCUGGCUCACUGUGGCGUUUACACUGAUAGUGUUGCCAUCGGUGUUCGGAGCGUCGCUGGGGAUUUCUGAACUCUACAUGAGAAUUUUAGUAAAAACCCUGGAGUGGGCCACAAGACGAAUCCAGAAAGGAGUCAAACAGGAGCAGGCAAAGGCACUUAAGAACUCUGCUUCCAGUGGCAUCAUACAGCGAGAUGAAACCACUAUGGAGAAGGAGAUCGCGGGCCUGCACCGAGUAGACUUUGAACUCUCCGAUGUGUUCUAUUUCUCCAAGAAGGGGAUUGAGGCUAUUGUGGAAGAUGAAGUCACCCAAAGGUUUUCUUCAGAGGAACUAGUCUCCUGGAACCUCCUUACAAGGACUAAUGUCAACUUCCAGUACAUCAGCCUGCGUCUGACUGUAGUGUGGGUCCUUGGGGUCCUCAUCCGCUACUGUCUCCUUCUGCCUCUUCGUGUUACCUUGGCUGCCAUUGGGAUUGUUUCAAUGAUUGUGGGAACCACACUUGUAGGGCAGUUGCCAAACAGCAGCGCUAAAGAUUGGCUAAGUGAACUGGUCCACCUGACGUGCUCCCGGAUCCUCGUCCGAGCUCUGUCUGGUACCAUCACGUACCAUAACAAGGAAAACAGACCACAGAAAGGAGGUAUAUGUGUUGCCAACCACACAUCUCCAAUAGAUGUUUUAAUCCUGACUAACGACGGAUGCUAUGCAAUGGUUGGCCAGGCUCAUGGGGGUCUAAUGGGACUUAUUCAGAGAUCCACCGUCAAAGCCUGUCCCCAUGUCUGGUUUGAACGCUCAGAAAUGAAAGACCGCCACCUAGUGACAAAAAGACUGAGAGAACACAUAGCCGAUAAGAACAAACUGCCAAUCUUAAUUUUUCCAGAAGGCACUUGUAUAAACAACACAUCAGUAAUGAUGUUUAAGAAAGGAAGCUUUGAAAUAGGAGGGACCAUUUAUCCAGUUGCAAUCAAGUAUGACCCUCAGUUUGGAGAUGCGUUCUGGAACAGCAGCAAAUAUGACAUCGUGAGCUACCUGUUGCGAAUAAUGACAAGUUGGGCCAUUGUGUGCAACGUCUGGUACAUGCCACCGAUGGUCAGAGAGGAAGGAGAAGAUGCCGUCCAGUUUGCCAACAGAGUGAAGUCAGCCAUUGCUCACCAAGGAGGACUGACUGAGCUUUCCUGGGAUGGAGGUCUGAAAAGGGCCAGAGUCAAAGACACUUUCAAGGAGCAGCAGCAGAAAAACUACAGCAAGAUGAUAGUAGGAAAUGGAUCAACAGGAAAUCCAUCAAUGGGAGCAGAAUCAGACUGAAUCCCAGCUUUUCCAACUAAGCUUCCCAGGACUAGCUCUUACAGAAAUACUGUGGGUUUUUCAUUUAGAAAAACCAAACCUAUUCUAAUGUGUGAUCACCUUUAUGUGGAUGGGGCAGAACAUACACACGGGGCAGUAUUUUGUUAUGUAUUUUUCUUGAAAGCAUGAUAUUCCACUGAAUUGCAGCUCCCGGUAUCUUGGAAUAGAACCUGACAUAAAACUGGUGGGGGGGGAGUGCGGUUUUUAAAAACUGUACAUGACAUUCUCUUGAACCUCUGAAAGGGAAGUGCAUACAGUGAGUCUGGCCUGAUGCUGUCAGAUUACCGUGUGUGCGCAAAUAACUCUUCUUGCUAAAAUCACUUGGCAGUUGUAAACAAAUUUGUUUCCUGAACAGCUACUUUCUCUCUUGUCAUGCUUGUAGGCUGGCUUUUUUGUUGUACAGUUCUUAAUUAAUCUUGCAGUUUUAGUGGUGUCCUGAUGCAUUCGUUUGUAUUUCUGUGUAUGUGAAGCAGGGAGGUGGUGAAUAACCUAGAACGACAGACCCUAAACAGGGGGGAGAGAGGUGGGCAAUCAGAACAACAUCCUCUUCAAACACAACCAGGACCUUGGAUGGCCUCUAACCCUAGAAUUGCCUAAUGGAAACUGAUACCUGAGAAGAUAUUUAGGAGAUUCCUCUAGAAACAUCUCUGCAUACUGGAACUAUUCCCUAAACUACUGUGCUUCUUCAGACUGGGAACAGUAAAAGGAGAGAUGAUUGGGAGCUCCAUAACUGAAAAUAGAUACCUCUGUAUUACAGAGGAUGCAUUUUUAUUAUAAGUGCAAGUAAUUCUCUUUUUGUAGAAUGCAACAGCUUAACAAAAAUCUGUGGGGAUCAGCAACCACAACACAGCUCAUACUUGGCUGGGCUAGCAAUAUCUAUUACAAACCGAAACAGGAUUCAUGUGUCAUUUGCAGUAAAAGAAAUGGCCGGUUGGGAAUGCAUGUGUACUGCAGCCUUAUUGUAAAUGGGAAAUAAAUUCUAUAUUUCUAAUGUG
Messenger RNA from Mauremys mutica (yellowpond turtle), 2586 nucleotides. It is a transcript of the gene GPAT3, whose product is annotated as glycerol-3-phosphate acyltransferase 3. The transcript has 13 exons. The record is from RefSeq and is a predicted model, not a curated record. Gene Ontology annotation, cellular component: endoplasmic reticulum. Gene Ontology annotation, molecular function: glycerol-3-phosphate O-acyltransferase activity. Gene Ontology annotation, biological process: triglyceride biosynthetic process. NCBI's taxonomy places the organism in Eukaryota, Metazoa, Chordata, Testudines, Geoemydidae. The coding region runs from base 212 to 1552 and encodes 446 amino acids.